Messenger RNA from Zophobas morio, 2228 nucleotides. RefSeq lists its product as uncharacterized. The transcript is spliced from 9 exons. Lineage: Eukaryota; Metazoa; Arthropoda; Insecta; Coleoptera; Tenebrionidae. Gene Ontology annotation, molecular function: pseudouridylate synthase activity; kinase activity. The record is from RefSeq and is a predicted model, not a curated record. Bases 108 to 2153 code for a protein of 681 amino acids.
AGAUUGCGGUUUUUAUCGCCUCUGAAAUAUUUUCAAAAGUGCCACUGCAGUCCACUUGAGAUAGCGUGCUUUUGAGUCUGUUUGUUUGUACUUGCGUGUUGCCGACAAUGUUAGGCUUGAGUGGAAAACGUGUUUGGGGUGGUUUAAAUUUGGGGAAGUUCUGUAGGGGGCUGUCCAGGUUUGACAAAAUCGUUGUUAGUGACGAGGUUAGGGGUGCGUUGAGCGAGAAUAAGCCCGUGGUGGCCCUUGAGUCCACCAUCAUUACGCAUGGCAUGCCGUUCCCCCAAAACGUUAAGUGCGCUUUGGAGGUGGAGGAGGUCGUGAGGAGUCAGGGUGCCAUUCCUGCGACUGUGGCGAUAAUUGAAGGUCGGGUCAGGGUCGGCCUCGACGAAAACGAAACCCGGCGACUGGGCGACGUCGAGCGGAGCCGGCCCAUCAAAACGUCUCGGCGGGACCUCGCCUACGUCGUCAGCCAGGGCCGGAACGGGGGCACCACCGUCUCGGGGACCAUGCUCGUGGCCGCGCACGUGGGGAUACCCGUCUUCGCGACAGGAGGCAUCGGCGGCGUGCACCGCGGCGGCGAGUCCACCCUCGACGUGUCCGCCGACCUGACCGAGCUGGGCCGCAGCAGCGUCGCCGUCGUCUCCAGCGGCGUCAAAUCGAUCCUCGACGUCCCCAGGACGCUCGAAUACCUCGAAACUCAAGGAGUGUUCGUCGCCGCGUUCGCUGGCGGGAAGGAUUUCCCUGCGUUUUACAGCAGGAAGAGCGGCUGCCAGGCUCCCUACGCGGUACAAACCGCACAGGAGGCGGCGGAGAUAAUUCAUUGCAAUCGGAGGCUGAAUUUGCGAUCCGGCAUGCUUUUUGCCGUACCUGUCCCGGAAAAAUACGCGAUGAAGGAAGAGGUUAUAAAUGGUGUUAUAGAAGAGGCGCUGGAGGAGGCGGGGAGGAGGGGCGUCGGGGGGAAGGAGAUAACUCCGUUUUUGUUGGGGCGGAUCGGGGAGAUCACUGCAGGGAAGUCUUUGGAGACGAACAUCGCCCUCAUCAAGAACAAUGCCGAAACUGCCGCUUGUAUCGCCGUGGAACUGGCCAAGUUGAAUACCGGCGGCCCCUCGGAGAGCGCCAGGGAUGAAGUUAACGACGCGCCAGCUCCGGUGGUGAUCGGGGGUUCCAACCUGGACUGCUCGGUGAAGCUACAGGUGGAGGAAAUCAAGCUGGACGGGCGCAUCCACUUCGGCAAAUCCCUGAUGACUGGCGGCGGCGUGGCUCGAAACAUCUGCGAGUCACUUUCGAAAUUAGGCUGCCGCCACGUGUUUAUAUCGGUGAUCGGGAACGACCCCCAAGGGAACAUUCUGAAAAAUUUCAUCCCGCAGGAUAACCUGGAGCGGGUGAAGGUGCUGGAGGACCGCAACACGGGCCAGUGCACGGUCGUGUUGGACCGCAACGGCGAGUGCAAAUUCCUGGCCGGCGACAUGGAAAUCCACCAACAUAUCACGCCGGAAAUGAUUCUCGAGCACGAACAAGUCAUCGCAAAAUCGCCCCUAAUCGUGUUCGACGCAAAUCUGAGCAUUCCCACCAUAGAAACAAUCCUGAAGCUUGCCAAUCACCACAAUAUACCCGUUUUGUUCGAACCGACGGAUUUCGAGGUUUCGGUCAAGCCGUUCCAGACGGAGCACUGGGGGGCUAUCAAGUUCAUCACGCCGAAUGUGCACGAGCUGAGGCACAUAGCGGAGCAUUUUGGGGUUCUUCCAAAACGGAAAUACGAUAAUAGGGUGCAGGAGGUGGUUGCUGUAGCGUCGAAAUUGGUGGAGUUCGUGGACACUAUAAUUGUCACUUUGGGGGUUGAUGGGGUGAUUGUGGCACGAAAGGGGGCUGCAACAGAGUCGCUGCUUUCGCAGAACGGGGGCGACUUGCAAAUCAGACAGUACGUGGGGGAUAGGAGCACGAAGGUGGUUAGUGUAAGCGGGGCUGGCGAUAAUUUAGCCAGUGGGAUUAUAGCGGGGAUGUUGGAUGGGUUGAGCGAGGAGGAGAGUGUCUCGGUGGGGCUGUGCGCGGCUGAGUACACCAUAGGGGCGCCAGGGCCAGUGCCUCCGAAGCUCUUUGGGAAAAAUCACCCCGCGUGGAGGACGAAGGCGGCCUACAGAACUUUGAUGUAAGUUACAAGGGAGAUUUUAUACAAGGUUUUAUAUUUUAUUAAUAAACGUACGAUUUGAACGUGUUUUAUUUUAUAA